Molecule: messenger RNA, 5994 nt
Organism: Talaromyces marneffei
Lineage: Eukaryota; Fungi; Ascomycota; Eurotiomycetes; Eurotiales; Trichocomaceae
Exons: 6
Coding region: 1-5994 (1997 amino acids)
Biological process (GO): sterol biosynthetic process
Cellular component (GO): membrane; endoplasmic reticulum
Molecular function (GO): steroid Delta-isomerase activity; C-8 sterol isomerase activity; cholestenol delta-isomerase activity
Source: RefSeq, a predicted model, not a curated record
AUGCAUUCACACCCUUAUUAUCCCCUCGGUCUGGAAAUUCCAGACUACCAAGAAAAUGAGAACGGUCUCUUGAAUAUAGUGGGAACGUUUUCCAUUGGACUGGCCUUCUCAUUAUGUGUGAUUCUGGGAUUGGCGAUAUACCGAUGCCCUUCAAUGAGCUAUGGGGAUAGGUUGACCAUACUAUGGUUCGCACUGUCCGGGAUUCUUCACUGUUUCUUCGAAGGGUACUUUGUCACUCAUCAUGAUCGCAUGGGCCCCGCGCAGGACAUUUUCGGUCAACUCUGGAAAGAGUAUGCCAAAUCCGACUCUCGGUAUUUGGUCUCGGACUCUUUUGUUGUUAGUAUCGAGACGAUCACAGUGUUCCUCUGGGGCCCUCUAUGUCUCUAUGUGGCAUAUUUGACCACCAUCAACCACUCACUCAAACACCCUCUACGAGUCAUUAUUUGUAUGGCUCAUCUGUAUGGAGACACCUUGUACUAUGCCACGAGCCUCUAUGACUAUUAUGUGAAUGGGAUAUCGCACAGUCGGCCCGAGGUGCUGUAUUUCUGGGUGUACUAUUUUCUGAUGAAUUUUGUCUGGAUCGUCGUGCCUGCUUAUCUCCUUUACAAUAGCAUCUGCCUGAUUUCUCAGGCCAUGAAGAGACUGGACAACGCAGAGUAUACGCUAUAUGGAAGUUUUGACAGUAUUCCUAAGCAGCAUGCGCGACACUGUCCGCCAGUGCUGAUUGUUGUUAUACAAAUGCCCCCUCCUGUUACCCCGCGCCAAAAUGCUGGUCCUGGGCGCGAUGGCGCCAGGUCCAGUCCGACAAAACAGAAUUCCCUCGAUAUCGGCAAGGCUCUAGGGCCCCAUGACUCCAACUCUGUGCGCGAAAAGGUGCGGAUGUGGCAGCAGAAAGGAGGUGGUGUUGCCACAGUCGAGGAUCCCUUGGCCGACGUUGCAGACGAUGAAAGCAGCACCCCAACUCCACGAAACAAGCCUGCAAAAACGCCAGAGCCUCGCAAGGUUACAACGCGCGUCAAGACGGUGGAUAAUACUGCACCGACUGUCAAUAAUAGUGGGAUCAGAAAACGAAGCCAGAGUACGCCGAGGAAACGAGUGGUGAGCGAUCAACACUGGCGGGCUCAGCGCAGUCCGUCUAGGAAUUCCAAGACAACCAAAGCGCCGGCGCCGAAUCGAAUUACAAACUACCAGACAAACGAAAGUUUUAACUCGUCUUCAACUUCCUUACCGAGCAAAAGGGCUCAUCGGAAAGACAAUGGGUCGGAUCUGGGAAGUGGUGCGAAAACAGACACGGAAGACUUGAGAUCGUCCACAAGCGCCUCAGCCUUUCAGAAAAAACAACGCGCGAUCAAGACUACCAAGUACAUUUACAUAGAGGAUGGGUUGCGUUCCGAUAAGGAGACGUUACACGAUCGCGAAUCCUCAGAAAUCUCAAUACACGUUGAAGAACCCGCCGAAAGUGUGCUCGAAGGCAUGAGACGGACUACACCACCACCCAAAGAUGACGAUGAUUGGGCUGGCAGCGAGGCCAAUUUCUCCGAGCUGUCUCGAAGAAGACGGCGCGGUGCACCUGCACCUCGGGAGACAUUACGCGAUGCACGGAAGCCCAAGGGCGGAAUCCUGACUCAGGUGCUUGAUGAGUCUAGAAAGAUGUUUGCAAAGCCAGCGCCUCCACGUCCCUCCCCUGUUGUGAACAGAGGUAACAAAAUAGCAGCAUGGUUAUCCGCUCAGCCGGAUCCGUUUGUAGAUAACAAUGACGAUGCACCGGUGGAAAUACCCGCGCCGCUUAAAAUGAGGUCGAGGGCGGCGACAACCCGACGUUUAUCGCGAGGCUCAGAGUCUAGGAUUACCGAGGAGAUGGGCGAAGUGUCUACCGCAACCGAUGAUCAACCGCUAAAUGACAAAGCAAGUGGAAUAUCAGAUACUCCGCGUCGCUCAAGUGUCGAUAAAGGCCGGGAAUCUCUGACACCGAAGCAAAAAGAACGGGCAGCAUCGACUCGGAGAAGGGGCAAAUCGGAAACCUCAGUAGCAAAUUUGACUAAAUCAUUUGAGAACACUGCAUCCACGCCAACCAAAGCUUCGCAGGCCCGAGACAAGAUCAACAAUAAGGAAUAUGAUGUGUCUGACAAUGGCUCAGAGGUAUCUGAUAGAGAUAUUAUUCUCCCUUUGCGGUUGAGACGACCUUUCCCAAGCACUGGCAUGCACCAGCUUUCUACUAUCGCAUCAGAGGAAACAUUGAGUAGCACCGUGAUUGAUAGAUCAGUCCUUGGAAGUGAAACAAAUCUGUCAAGAUCAGAGACAGGCUCAAUCCAUGAAAUAGACGAUGAGAAACGGGAUCACUUUGAUCCAAACUCGCUUCCGAAAUUCGAGACUGGACUUCAGCGACGGUUGACAAAACAUUCCGAUCUGAUAUCCAUUCUGUCCAAUCCCAAAUCUACGAGACGCAGUGUACGGUCUUCCCGGAGUAUCAGAAGCAGCCGAACACGAUUGGAAACAGCUACGAUCACGGAUUUGAUGGUGGAGCUUUCCGCCGAUGAAACAAAGUAUAUGCGGGAACUUCGGACGCUGGUCGGAGGUGUCAUCCCCGUUCUGUUGAGUUGCGUUCUUUCGCGAUCCGACUCCGCCAUUGCUGCCGGACUCUUCAGACCUUCAGCAGACCCCAAAGAUGACAUCAACUUUACCAGACCAAUUGUCGAUAUGGGUGUUGCUCUAGAACGCCUCAAGACGCUACACAAACGUAUUCCUCUGGAUGAAUCUGAGGCUCUACUGGCAUGGGCUCAAGGCGCUCAGAGGGUGUAUCGCGAUUAUCUCAAAGCUUGGCGUAUGGGAUUCCAAGAUGUCGUUGUGAAUCUUGCUCCUCCAGACGAAGAGGAGUCAGACAAACUGGAAACGCAUAGUCUAGACCAAGGCAUGGAACGAGACGAAAACGGGGAUGUUAUCGAUGCGGAUGGCGAGAAAGUGGAUGUUGCAUACCUGUUGAAAAGACCCCUCGUGCGGUUGAAAUACUUAUCAAAGACUUUCAAAGGCAUGGAUUAUGUGGCGCAUUCACCAAAAGCCCAACAAGUGGCUGAAACAUAUCGGGAACUCGUCGAACAAGCGCGAUGCCGGUCAAACGAAGAACGUGCUCGACUAGAAGAUGAAUCUGCUGCAUAUAUUGAUAGUACCAGCGCACGAAGUCUGGAUACUUUGGCAGUUCUCUCUGAUGUGAUCGUUGAUAAGACACGGCGGGUGCUUGCUCGUGACUUUUUCAAUCUAUCACUAAUACACUCAAGUGGCCAAAUGAUUGAUUGCCACGCAGAGUUGUUGCUCAGAGACAACGCCGCUGAUGCCGGCACUGGAGGCGACUUACUAAUAUGCGAAAUUGACGAUACCGACCGCUGGCUUUUAUUCCCUCCAAUUGAAAGAAGCUGUGUCUCUGCUCGAAAUGGUGAUCUCAAAGGUGAAGUUGUCAUCUUGAUCCGCGGUAAAGCUACAACCGACGAGGGUGAAUGGCAGGAGUUACUAUCCUUGACUAUUGAAGACGAGGAUGUUGGCUUUGAAUGGGUCAACAUGCUAGGCUUGGAUCCAGUACCUCCAGCCCUACCCAGAAGUAAGAAGUUCGUCGAGCGUUCAAAGAGUCGAAGGCCUAAUGCCGGCGAUGAAAACAAGGCUGGUUUUCCACCUCCAACUAAGUUGAAGUUGCGUUUGCCAAGCCAAAGCGAAGUCGACGUGCCAAUUGGUGAAGCCAGCGUCGUUAGUCAUGCUGGAAAGAGCUCGACCACCAAUAGUUCCGGACCCAGCAUGCUGAGUUCACUUUCCGAUGCAACCUCCGGUAACUCAUCGGCUUCAGAUAUUACUAGAGCAUCAGACUAUGCAUUAAUUGACGCCCCUCAAACACCUGCGUCUCCUGAUGCUCGGACAACAUUGCCUUCUGCCAAAGAGCUCAGUGAUAAGAAGAGAACCAUCGAUGGAAACGCAUCGCCUGGCCUGAAACGAACCAAAGCAAAGAGACGCUCUCGUCAUGCUGAACAGCUCACUCCAACAGAUACGACACCAAGACCUUCUCUUGCCCCGGAAACAGAACAGGAUGUCGAAUCCCCAAAGCCAACUCCAAAAGCUGCCGCACGCUUCUAUGCCGGUAACCCUGUGGAAGCAAGUCCUUCGUCCGCAAAAUCCAAGUCCAGACGAGAGAAAUCAGCAGAAGAUAACAUCCAGGAUGACGUCCGUGUGUCGUCCGUGCCAACUAUGAAAAUGCCAACAAUCCCCAAGCUGCGUAAGGGCGGAAGUAGCACCCAUAGUGCAUUAUCUGCUGAUAUGAGCGAAGAUGAGGAAGAGUCAUGGCCAGAUAUUCAGUCAUCAUUGUCAUCACAGAGAUCUGCUUCCGACAAAGAGGACGACGCACCUGCACCGCCUCCCCAUAGAACCCCUAGUCAAGCGCUCAAAAAUUCUCCGGUAUUAAGUCCAUCAGCCAAUAAGCAGAAGCGAAGAUCAUCAUCCCCGUUGAAGCACGAAUAUGAGCCUUCGAGUGCUUCUGAUUCAUCUGCUGAAUCCGAUACAUCUACAGUUCGACAUUAUGACAUGGGCUACUCCGACUCCGACAUUUCUGACACUUCCGAUGAGGAGCUAGAAGAUGAGGAUGACCUACUUCCAGGACAUCGUCAGCGUAAACCGGAACCACCUGCAUCCCUUUCCGCCCUAGAAAAUGACACCUUGUCGCCAUCCAACUCGGCAUCCCAAGGGCCCUAUCGAUCCGUUCCUUCUCAACCUUCAAAAGCUUCGAAAGCUAUUGCGACAUUGUUCUUCUGGUCAGACCAAGGAAAGUGGGAGAGCUUGUACCCUGAUGAAUGUGAACUGAUCAUAACUCCAGGGCUUAUUGAAGCCUUUAAGAUAACUUCAAAUGGCGCCGCCGAUCAUGGAGACGAUCAACCGCGGAAGGAUCGCCCUCUAGUUGCCCUAGAGCUAACACCGCUAGUCCCAAUCAGACGUGGUACCGCGAUUGAUAUUAGCAUUCGAUCGCCGCCAACGGAAAGAUCUAGAAUCAAGACCAGCAACAACAUCAUGUUCCGCUCACAGAACGUCGAUGAAUGUGACACUCUUUAUGGCUUCAUCAAUUACUCUCGCAUCCACAACCCUACAUACAUUGCUUUGCAAAACGCUCGUGGGUCUUAUCAGCCUGCAUCCCUCUCUCGAUACAAUUCGACUGGAUCAAACCAAGGAACCAGCUGGUUUGGUUUCCCUCGAAGAAAGAAUAGUUACCGAGCUACAAAGCGUGCACCUUCUGUGGGGAUGAUGUCCGAAAGCAGUGUUGGCUCCAUGAGCAGUGUAUUCUCAGCUUUGAAGAGAUUUGGGACCGGAAGCAAGUUUUUCAGUAUUGCACGGUCGACUGUUACAUCGCGCACAGGAAGUCGUGAUGGAAGCACUGUUUAUUCUGGUGCUGGGGGUGGCUCUGGUCUCGCAGCACUUGCGACGGCUAUUAAGGGUGCAGAUGGAAUUGGCCUGUCGAAUGCAAAGAUCAGACUCUAUGUGCGGGAAAGCACAACGCGAUGGCGCGACAUGGGCGCAGCCCGAUUGACAAUUAUGCCUGUGACACCCAGAUCAUCCCGACCCGGAACCGCUGGUAGCACGAAAGCACCCGCGGAGGAUAUUGAUAGUAAUGAGCCAUCAAAUCCCGAAAGAGACCCUGACGAGUUUGUUGAUGAGCAUAGAGCAGAGGGCCUUAGGAUCCCAACCCCUGCUGCGUCGCUUAGGAGAGUAACAAUGUCACAAGAAAAGCGUAUCCUCAUUCAGGGUAAGACCGCAGGCGAAGUCUUACUGAACGUAUGCCUUGGUGAAAGCUCGUUUGAGAGAGUCGCUCGAACCGGUAUUGCCAUUUCCGUAUGGGAGAACCAUUCCGGAGGAACCAUACAACACAAGGGCGGAGUGACUGGGGGCGCCUUUAGAAUCUUUAUGAUACAGAUGAAAACCGAGGCGGAAGCUGCGUAUACAUUUGGACUGGUCGGGAAACUGCGAUACUAG